This is a messenger RNA of Bactrocera oleae (olive fruit fly), 616 nucleotides long. Lineage: Eukaryota; Metazoa; Arthropoda; Insecta; Diptera; Tephritidae. The record is from RefSeq and is a predicted model, not a curated record.
UCGCUUGCGCUUAGUCCCGCAUCCCGUUAGUUAAAAGCAAAGCGACUAAAAACAACAACAACACAAGUCUCUAUAGAUUUUAUCAAUAUGAUCGAAGUUGGCCACAACAAUGCUCAAGCGCCCUGCAUUCGUUCUCAUGCGUUCUUCUCGUAUAAAUAAGCCGCUGCGCUCUGUAUUUGAUAACAUUUGCAGUUGUAUUUUGCAAGCUCGUGGUUCUAGUAACAAACCAUUUUAAUCACUCUAAAUUUGUAUAAUCAAAAUGAACAAAUACUUAGUGUGCUUUGCUCUUUUCUUGGCCGUCAUCUGUUGUCUGUCCGUGACAGAGGCUGCUCCAGCUCGUGAACAGCUGCUCGAUUGGCAUACCGCUAUUGAGAAGAUAAUUGCGGCCUAUGAAAGACGUUAUUCCGGACCAUCGAGAAUCUAUCCACCAGAGAUCGCUCACGUGGUCGAUCCCAAAAACAUUUACCUCGCUUAGUUUGUACCGUGAAUGUGUUUAUUGCAUUGCCGUCAGGCUGUCUCUAGUGGUUGUGUGUUCGAACUUUAAGGCUUACUGUACCUAAAUAAUGUUAAAAGCAAAGAUAUUAAAAUUAAUAAAAACUGAGAUUAAAAAUUAAAA